This is a messenger RNA of Gambusia affinis (western mosquitofish), 3876 nucleotides long. RefSeq names its product leucine rich repeat containing 15 (gene lrrc15). Gene Ontology annotation, cellular component: plasma membrane. The record is from RefSeq and is a predicted model, not a curated record. Bases 347 to 2059 code for a protein of 570 amino acids. Lineage: Eukaryota; Metazoa; Chordata; Actinopteri; Cyprinodontiformes; Poeciliidae. Gene Ontology annotation, molecular function: protein binding. The transcript has 2 exons.
AGACAGGGAGUGAAACAGCAGGGUUGGGCUUGUUCCCCUCUACUUUUCAAAGCUACAAAGGCAUCAGAGCCACUGAACAGUCCCAGUAGAGCUUCAGAGAGACGUUGACAUCCUCAAAAUUCCCGGGGUUUAGAGAAAGAGAAAGAGAGAUAGAGAUAGAAACAAAUAGCUGAUUUAAGGGAAACUUUAAGAGAUGACCCAGGGCAGGAAAAUGUGAAAGUGUGACAGUUCAGAAAGAAACUUUGACAGGUUUAAUGAAGCAGUGGAAGGAAGGGUGUUGUGCAUAAAAGACAACCCAACCAGUUCACUCUGCUCAGUGAUCUACAAGGACGACUGAGGGACCAAAAUGGAUGUGGUAACUUCUUUGCUGCUGUUUUUCUGCUCUCUCGGUGCUGGUGCGUCAUUUUGUGUACCUGGAUGUCAAUGUCAACAAACAAGAAUCGUGUGCCAUAGCCUUUCUGGCUUCCCCACACAUGUUCCGCCAUCUACCACCCAAAUCAGCUUCUCUGGUUGCAAAUUUUAUUCUCUGAAACAUGAAGAUCUCACUGAGUUUUCCUCUUCUCUUGAGAAGUUUGUGAUUGUAAACACUGUUUUGAGGGAGGUACGCCCUGGCACAUUCAACUCCUCAUUCAAUCUAAAUUUCAUUGCAAUAAUGGAGACUGAACUGCAGGAUCUCCCUGAGACGUUGUUUGAAAAGCUACAGAAACUUCAGACUUUGAAUCUGAAAUCCAACAAGCUCUUUGCAAUCCGGCCAAGGUGGUUUUCCCAGUUGACAGAGCUAGUACAACUGGACAUGAGCAAGAACCGCUUCACUUAUGUACCAGUGGAAAGCUUUCAGGCCCUAAAAAAGCUGAAGUUUUUAUCACUUGCUGCAAACAAUGUAAGUCAGCUAUUCAGUGACACAUUCAAGGGUCUUUCUGAACUAAAAAUCCUGCGCCUUAACAGAAACCUUCUGUCGGAGCUUCCAGCUGACAUUCUGAAUGACCUUGUUAACCUGGAGGAACUGAGUCUCCAGGACAAUCUAAUUACUUAUCUUGACCAUGUACUUUUUUCAAAGACUCCAAAGCUACAGAAACUGUUUAUCUCCAACAACAGACUGAGGUCUCUUCCACAGGGGAUUUUUUGUAAUUUGCCUCUCCUCUACCAGAUGUCCCUGUAUGAAAAUCACCUGAACAGUCUGGGUCCAGGGGUCUUUGGGACAAUGGCCCUGCGGGAGCUGUGGUUGUAUGACAACAAACUAAGCCGUGUGGAUGAUGACACAUUCAGGAACCUGACUCAGUUACGUCUUCUGGUUCUCAGUCGCAACCAGAUCAGCUAUGUGUCUGAAGGCGCCUUUAGAGGUUUGACAAAACUUGGGGAGGUCUCACUGCACACCAAUCGACUCACAAGCCUACAACCCAGAACUUUUGAAGAACUACCCCGUCUGGUCAACAUAUCUUUGGAGCACAAUUUCAUCACCUCCCUUCCAUCGGAUUUUCUGAAGGACCUGAACAACCUAGGAGAGAUUGAUCUGAGGAACAACUCACUUCCUAACUUGCCCCAGCACAAUCUAGAUUCACUUGCUAAAGCAGAGAAUGUCCUUUUACAGCAGAAUCCCUGGAGGUGCGACAAGAAUAUUUUGCCUCUGAGGAACUGGCUCAAACUGUACCCAUCCAAGGUCAACCAAACUCUUGUGGUGUGUGAGACUCCUUUGAAUCUGAAGGGUGACAUAAUAGCAACGCUUUCAGAUGAGGAUCUGAUGACUGUCAGCCCUUCUGAAGACCCUGUAUCGGCCUCAACUGAGAAGAAGAGACCCCAUACAGAUCUUCCCAAACAAAGCUCGCCAUCAGCUGAGGUGUUGACCACACCAACAUCAGGGCAAGAGAAUGUGACCAACAGAGGACAAGGGGGAGGUGUACAGACUAAUAAUAUUUCUCUUAUUCUUAUUGCACUUGCAGUAGUCAUUAUCAUUAUUGCACUUGUCAUUAUCUGUUCAGUCAUCAUUGGCUGCUUUUGCUGGAAGAGAAACAGGAGAGGAAAUGAAAAUAUAAGCCAAAUGAGUCGGAAUUCAGUGCUGUAGACUAGAUCAGAAUCAGAGACUUUUAAAGGAAAGGGAAAAGUUCAUUGUUGAUUGUAGAUCCUCAAAGGCCGCACUUUCAAUAUUUCAGUAUUUGUCUUCUGUUAUGUGACUCAAAAAUGAAGGACAUGAACAUUUCAUUCACUAGCUGUAAAAUGAAGAACCAUAUAAUGUUGUGACCGACCAGCACCUUUGUCUGAAAGGUGAACCAGGCCUCUGUAUUUGGCAGUAGCCAUGACAGUUUGAUUUCUCUAUAAAUAAUUCAAUUAGUAAGCAGUUUAUCAUUUGUGGCAUAAGGCUAAUGCAAUGUGUAUUUGACUACACUAUAACACAGUUUCAAUGCAAAAUGCCUGAUUAAAUUUACAACUUUUGUUCUUAAUAACAGACUGCUUGAUGUUUUUACUACUAUAGAUAUUCAUAUUAACAACAUAGCUGGUGUUAUCUCAACAUGGCUGGUGUUAUCUCAGAAAACAUGAAGAAAAUCUUCUAAAUCAGUCUGACUGAAAGAAGGCUUUGUGCAUUACAAUGUUCAUUUUGUUGACAAAACUUUUUAGUGACAGUUUUCAUUAUUGAAUCCUUUUUUUAUGUUGACGAAACAAUUUUAUUUAGUAACUAACUAAAUAAAAUAUUUUUUUGUUCCAUAUGAAAAUGUGGGUAUUGUCUUUGAGACCACUUUAGAUUUUGCUCAAAGCAGAACGUAUCAUAUCGUUGAGAUAUGGUCUCAUAUCUCAACGAUAUGAGACCAUUUACUAAUAUUUAGUUGAGUGAAACUAAAAUUACAAAAGAUGAUUUAGUUGUGAUUAAAACUAAAUUGGAUUUUACUAAACAAAAUUCAAAUUAAAAUAUGCUGUCAUGAUAGAAGGAAACUGGGAAAUCAAGCAAUCUUGUAAUUCACUUCUAUCUGCAAUGCAUAUACAUGAAUGAAGAUCGCUGUUCUUUAAAAACCCAACCACAACAACGCCAUCUAGUGGAACGAAUAAAACUUCCCAUUUUAAAACAAGUUUACCAGACUGUAUUGCAUGCAAAGACCAGACAAAACAAACGGAUGUUGAGUCUUUUAACCAUCAAUUCUCUGCGGAGGGAAUCAGGAACACCAAUUAGGAAGCUCUAGAUAACAUUCAGAUUGUAAGAAAUUGUCAGUGUUUAAAGUUGUGUUUCCUGCAGCUGUUGUGGGAAUAGAACCAGAAUAAAAAUAAUUCAUUUAAUUGUUAUAAAAUAGCUGCAUGCUCUCAAAACAUAAAUGCCCACAAAUCACAAAAUAUUAUAGAAGUCAUACUUCAGUUGUUAAUAAACAAAACUACCCUUAUAGACAAAAUAGCUAUUGAAUUGAGAUAGCAGAGAGCAUUACAAUAGAUAUGUGCUUUUCAGGCUUGGUAUUCACGUGUUGUAGUGGAAUAUUUACUGCAUCUUACUGAAAUACAACUUCUUUCACCAAAAUCUAGGAAGCACAAUGGUAUCAUUAUAUGCAUUUUUUUAAACAUUAUUUAUUUGUUUGUUUUAAUUCCAUUAGUCAUUCACUCAGAAUACACAUAAAGACAAAUCCUGACAGAGGUUUAAGAGUGAGACACAGUAAAAAAGAGCCAGCUGGAUCAGAAAAAUGGAAAAAGCUUAAGAAAUUUUGCAUUCAUUUUGAUCUUAAUCAAAGCUGGUAAAAUUUAACUUGUUUGUGACCAAUGCAGAGAGUUCUUCCAGUCUGAAGCAUCAUUUAAAUCAAGCAGUUAAAACUACCAAAUGACCCACAUAAACAAACAACAGAGGGAGGUUUUCAUGGAUCAUGAUCCAUUCAGAGUGAAUAUCAAUAAGAGCAAAGUGGAGACAUC